Emys orbicularis (European pond turtle) is the source of this 6183-nucleotide messenger RNA. It is a transcript of the gene MYO10, whose product is annotated as myosin X. Gene Ontology annotation, cellular component: filopodium; myosin complex; cytoskeleton. The record is from RefSeq and is a predicted model, not a curated record. Gene Ontology annotation, biological process: regulation of filopodium assembly; regulation of cell shape; cytoskeleton-dependent intracellular transport. The transcript is spliced from 40 exons. Gene Ontology annotation, molecular function: ATP binding; actin filament binding; plus-end directed microfilament motor activity. NCBI's taxonomy places the organism in Eukaryota, Metazoa, Chordata, Testudines, Emydidae. Bases 142 to 6183 code for a protein of 2013 amino acids.
CGGGUCUGGUUGCGAGAAAAUGGUCAGCAUUAUCCAAGCACUGUACAUUCCUGCGCGGAGGGAGUUGUUGUAUUCAGGACAGAUUAUGGUCAGGUAUUCACUUACAAACAGAGUACAAUCACGCACCAAAAAGUAACAGCUAUGCAUCAAACAAGUGUGGAGAGUGUGGAAGACAUGGCAGCACUCGUAGACCUCCAUGAGGGCUCCAUCAUGCACAACUUAUUCCAGCGAUAUCAGCAAAAUAAAAUCUAUACCUAUAUCGGCUCCAUUGUUGCCUCUGUGAACCCCUACAAGACCAUUCCGGGACUCUAUGACCGCACUGCAGUAGAGCAAUACAGCAAGCACCACAUGGGGGAAAUUCCACCUCAUAUCUUUGCUGUCGCUAACGAGUGCUACCGCUGCCUAUGGAAACGUCAUGACAACCAGUGUGUUCUCAUCAGUGGUGAAAGUGGUGCUGGUAAGACAGAAAGUACUAAGCUGAUUCUCAAGUUCUUAUCUGCCAUGAGCCAACAUUCGCUGGAACUGUCCUGUAAGGAAAAGACCUCCUGUGUGGAGCAAGCUAUUCUUGAGAGCAGCCCAAUUAUGGAAGCUUUUGGCAACGCGAAGACUGUUUACAACAACAACUCGAGUCGCUUUGGGAAGUUUGUUCAGCUGAACAUCUGUCAGAAGGGAAACAUCCAGGGAGGAAGAAUUGUAGAUUAUUUAUUAGAAAAAAACCGUGUUGUAAGGCAGAACCCUGGAGAGAGAAAUUAUCACAUAUUCUAUGCACUGCUGGCAGGGAUAGAAGAGGAAGAGAAAGAUGCAUUUUACUUAUCUGUACCAGAGCACUACCACUACCUGAAUCAGUCUGGAUGUGUAGCGGAUACGACAAUCAAUGACAAAGACUCCUUCAAGGAAGUCAUUACUGCAAUGGAUGUGAUGCAGUUCAGCAAGGAGGAGGUGAGAGAAGUUCUUAGGCUGCUAGCUGGCAUUCUGCAUCUAGGGAACAUUGAGUUUAUCACUGCUGGUGGGGCACAGGUGUCCUUCAAAACAGCUCUGGGCAGAUCUGCAGAGUUACUUGGGCUGGACUCAACACAACUGACUGAAGCAUUGACACAGAGAUCAAUGAUACUCAGGGGAGAAGAAAUCUUAACACCUCUCAGUGUACAACAGGCAGUAGAUAGCAGAGAUUCUGUGGCUAUGGCACUUUACUCCCAGUGUUUUGCAUGGGUUAUUAAAAAAAUCAACAGCAGAAUCAGAGGCAAAGAAGAUUUCAAGUCCAUCGGAAUUCUUGAUAUAUUUGGAUUUGAAAACUUUGAGGUUAAUCGUUUUGAGCAGUUCAAUAUUAACUAUGCAAAUGAAAAGCUUCAGGAAUAUUUCAACAAGCACAUUUUUUCCUUGGAGCAACUGGAAUAUAGCAGAGAAGGACUAGUUUGGAAAGAUAUUGACUGGACAGACAACGGAGAGUGCCUGGACCUUAUUGAAAAGAAACUUGGCCUGCUAGCACUAAUCAAUGAAGAGAGUCAUUUUCCUCAAGCGACUGACUGCACCUUGUUGGAGAAGUUACACUCCCAACACGCCAACAAUUCCUUUUAUGUGAAACCAAGAGUAGCUGUUCACAACUUUGGAGUGAAACACUACGCUGGGGAGGUCCAGUAUGACGUCAGGGGAAUCUUAGAGAAAAACAGAGAUACUUUCAGAGAUGAUCUCCUAAACUUGUUACGUGAAAGCAGACUUGAUUUUAUCUAUGAUCUGUUUGAACACGUUUCAAGUCGGAACAACCAAGACACCCUUAAAUGUGGAAGCAAACACCGGAAACCCACUGUCAGCUUACAGUUCAAGGACUCACUGCAUUCCUUAAUGGCAACAUUAAGUUCCUCUAAUCCUUUCUUCGUUCGAUGUAUCAAGCCAAAUACGCAGAAGAUGCCAGACCAUUUCGACCAGACCGUGGUGCUUAACCAGCUACAUUAUUCUGGGAUGCUGGAGACAGUGAGGAUACGAAGGGCUGGCUUUCCAGUGAGAAGGCACUUUCAAGAUUUUUAUAAAAGGUAUAAAGUCCUAAUGAGAAACUUGACUGUACCUGAAGAUUUAAAAGGGAAGUGUGCCGUCCUCCUUCAUCGGUAUGACAGUACUAGCACCGAAUGGCAGCUUGGAAAAAAUAAGGUCUUUCUUCGGGAGUCCUUGGAAAACAAGUUGGAGAAGCAGAGAGAGGUAGAAGUCACCAAGGCAGCCAUGAUUAUCCGAGCACAUGUCUUAGGCUAUGUGGCACGAAAGCAUUAUAAAAAGGUGCUGUACUACGUGGUUGUGAUACAGAAGAACUACAGGGCAUUCCUUCUAAGAAGAAAGUUCCUUCACCUGAGGAAAGCAGCCAUAACCUUCCAGAAGCAGCUGCGAGGCCAGAUUGCUCGACGUGUUUACAGACAGCUACUAGAGGAGAAACGGCGACAAGAGGAGGAGAGGAGAAGGAAAGAAGAGGAGGAAAGGCAAGAAGCAGAACGUCUUGCCAAGCAGAAAGUAAGGAAUCUUGCAUUUCUUUUUCGAAUGCAGGCUGAAGAGGAGAGAAAGCAGCAGGAACUGGCAGCCAUUCAGAAAGCCCAGAAAGAAGCAGAGCUGAAGCAAGAGCUGGAGAAGCAGAAAGAAAACAAACAGGUGGAAGAGAUCCUGCGCCUGGAGAAAGAGAUUGAAGACUUGCAACGCAUGAAGGAGCAGCAAGAGCUGUCCUUGACAGAGGCUUCCUUGCAGAGGCUGCAGCAGCUCCGAGACGAGGAACUCAAGCGGCUCGAGGAUGAGGCAUGCCGAGCAGCUCAAGAAUUCCUGGAGUCUCUGAACUUCGAUGAGAUUGAUGAAUGUGUCCGAAACAUCGAGCGGUCACUUUCUGUGGGCAGUGGUUAUUCUGCCAAGCUCAGUGAACUGACUGGGAAUGCAUGCAGUGAAAAGCCCAACUUUAACUUCAGCCAGCCGUACCCUGAGGAGGAGGUGGACGAGGGCUUUGAAGCUGAUGAUGAUGCGUUUAAGGAUUCACCCAAUCCAAGUGAGCAUGGCCAUUCAGAUCAGAGGACGAGUGGCAUUAGAACAAGUGAUGACUCUUCAGAAGAGGAUCCAUAUAUGAAUGACACAGUAGUGCCCACAAGUCCUGCUGCUAGCAACACCAUGCUUAUUGCUUCCGGCCACGACUCUCUCAGUCUCCACAACUCUUCGAGUGGUGAAUCCACAUACUGCAUGCCAGAAAAUGUGUCCUGCAGACCCCAGAAUUCUGAGGAACUGAUUUCUCCCGAUGGGGACUAUGAUUAUGAUCAAGAUGACUAUGAAGAUGGUGCCAUCACUUCUGGCAGCAGCGUGACUUUUUCUAAUUCUCACAGUAGCCAGUGGUCUCCUGACUACCGCUGCUCAGUGGGGACAUACAACAGUUCUGGAGCAUACAGGUUCAGCUCUGAAGGAGCCCAGUCAUCUUUUGAAGACAGCGAAGAAGACUUUGACUCCAGGUUUGAUACAGAUGACGAACUUUCCUAUCGGAGGGAUUCAGUCUACAGUUGUGUCAGCCUGCCCUACUUCCACAGCUUUUUAUACAUGAAAGGCGGUUUAAUGAACACAUGGAAGCGACGCUGGUGUGUCUUGAAAGAUGAGACCUUUCUAUGGUUCCGUUCCAAGCAGGAAGCUCUCAAACAGGGCUGGCUGCACAAAAAGGGGGGGGGAUCAUCUACGCUUUCCAGAAGGAACUGGAAGAAACGCUGGUUUGUCCUCAGACAAUCCAGGCUCAUGUACUUUGAAAAUGACAGUGAAGAAAAGCUGAAGGGCACCAUUCAAAUCCGAACAGCCAGAGAGAUUGUUGAUAAUACCGGUAAAGAAAAUGGGAUUGAUAUAGUAAUGGCCGACAGGAUCUACCACUUGAUUGCUGACUCUCCUGAGGAUGCUAGCCAGUGGUUCAGCGUGCUGAGUCAGGUCAAUGCUUCCACAGAACAGGAGAUCCAGGAGAUGCAUGAUGAGCAAGCAAACCCACAGAAUGCUGUGGGCACACUGGAUGUUGGACUGAUUGAUUCUGUGUGUGCUUCUGACAACCCAGAUAGACCCAAUUCAUUUGUGAUCAUCACUGCUAAUCGUGUUCUCCACUGUAAUGCUGACACCCCUGAGGAGAUGCACCACUGGAUAACACUGCUGCAGAGAUCAAAGGGAGAUACCAGAGUGGAGGGGCAAGAAUUCAUAGUCAGGGGAUGGUUACACAAAGAAGUAAAAAACAGCCCGAAGAUGUCUUCACUAAAGCUGAAGAAGCGCUGGUUUGUCUUAACGCACAAUUCUUUGGACUACUACAAGAGCUCAGAGAAGAAUGCCCUGAAAUUGGGUACCCUAGUCCUGAAUAGCCUCUGCUCGGUGGUACCGCCUGAUGAGAAAAUCUUCAAAGAGACAGGCUACUGGAAUGUAACUGUGUAUGGACGCAAGCACUGCUACCGUCUCUAUACAAAAUUGCUCAAUGAGGCCACCCGCUGGUCAAGUGCCAUCCAGAAUGUGACUGACACAAAAGCACCGAUUGAUACACCAACCCAGCAGCUUAUUCAAGAUAUUAAGGAGAACUGCCUGAACUCUGAGGUUGUUGAACAGAUUUAUAAGAGAAACCCUAUUCUCCGUUACACGCAUCAUCCACUGCACUCCCCAUUACUGCCAUUGCCAUAUGGGGACAUCAAUCUAAACCUGCUGAAAGACAAAGGCUACACAACUCUCCAGGAUGAAGCCAUCAAGAUAUUUAAUUCUCUGCAGCAGCUAGAGUCUAUGUCUGAUCCCAUACCUAUAAUCCAGGGUAUCCUUCAGACGGGGCAUGAUUUACGACCCCUUCGAGAUGAGCUCUACUGUCAGCUCAUCAAACAGACUAACAAAGUGCCUAACCCAGGGAGUGUGGGGAAUCUGUAUAGCUGGCAGAUACUCACAUGCAUGAGUUGCACAUUCCUGCCCAGCCGUGGUAUCCUCAAGUAUCUGAAAUUCCAUCUCAAAAGGGCUCGUGACCAGUUUCCAGGAACAGAAAUGGAAAAGUAUGCCCUCUUCACUUACGAAUCUCUCAAAAAAACCAAAUGCAGAGAAUUUGUGCCGUCGCGGGAUGAAAUAGAAGCCCUGAUCAGAAGACAAGAAAUGACAUCUACAGUUUAUUGCCAUGGUGGUGGCUCCUGUAAAAUCACAAUCAACUCCCAUACCACAGCUGGAGAGGUUGUUGAAAAGUUAAUUCGAGGCUUAGCCAUGGAGGAUAGCAGAAAUAUGUUUGCCUUGUUUGAAUACAAUGGAACUACUGAUAAAGCAAUUGAAAGCAGGACCAUUGUGGCUGAUAUCUUGGCAAAGUUUGAAAAGCUUGCUGCCACUUCAGAAGCUGGGGACAUGCCAUGGAAGUUCUACUUCAAGCUUUACUGCUUCCUGGACACAGAAAAUGUACCGAAAGACAGUGUGGAAUUCGCAUUUAUGUUUGAGCAGGCUCAUGAAGCAGUGAUUAAAGGACACUACCCUGCUCCCGAAGAAACCCUCCAGGUCCUUGCUGCCUUGCGACUCCAAUAUCUACAAGGAGACUACAGUCUGCAUACCACGAUACCAGAAAUAGAAGAAGUCUAUCCCUUACAAAGGCUGAAGUCUCGUAUUACACAGUCUACUAAAAUGUUUACCCCCGCAGAGAGGAUUGAGAGGAAGCGAGCCAGCUUUCUUGAAGGAACGCUGAGGAGGAGUUUCCGUAGUGGCUCCAUCAGCAAACAGAAGAUGGAGGAGGAGCAGAUGUUGGAUAUGUGGAUCAAAGAGGAAGUCUCAGCUGCAAGGACUAGUGUUAUCGACAAGUGGAAAAAACUGCAGGGAAUGAACCAGGAACAGGCUAUGGCCAAGUACAUGUAUUUGAUUAAAGAGUGGCCUGGCUACGGGUCAGCACUCUUUGAUGUGGAGUGUAAAGAAGGGGGCUUCCCACAAGAACUCUGGUUGGGAGUCAGUGCUGAUGCAGUUUCUGUCUACAAGCGUGGGGAAGGCAGGCCUUUAGAAGUGUUCCAAUAUGAACAUAUCUUGUCCUUUGGGGCACCACUUGCCAAUACCUACAAGAUUGUGGUGGAUGAGAGAGAACUGCUUUUUGAGACCAGUAAGGUGGUUGACAUCGCAAAACUGAUGAAAGCUUAUAUCAGUAUGAUUGUGAAAAAGCGUUACAGCACCUCUCGAUCAGUGAGUAGCCAUGGGAGUCAAAGCAGCUCCAGGUGA